AUGUCGCCCGUGCUGGUGUCCUUGGGGGACAGUUCACUGGAGGUUGGGGCAAGGCUCCGCUUGCCACGCUGGGCGGGGAAGGGGCACGAAUUCGAUCGCAUGCCGGAUUCGAAAUCGGUCGAGCUAAAACUCAAAUCAGGCGACAGUUGUGAGACACAGAUUGUCGCACACUCCAUCUGUGAGUGGGACCCAGGAAUUGCAAUGCAUCAGGUCGCCCAGGUCGUCCGCCGCCGCGGCUGGGGCUUCCUCCCCACCCGCGUGCUCGACCGGAUCAAGGAAAAGCUCGAGCAGGAGGAGGACGCCAUCCCGCCCAUGCUGCCGGCCAUGCGGGCCGUCAACCACCACUGGUGCGCCUGGGCCUCCGCCGCCACGCGCCUCCUGGUCCCGUCCGGGGGCACGUCCUUCCCCACAAUGGCGGCCACCAUCCGGGACAAGCUGCCCAACGUGCUGGGCGUGCGCCUGUGGCGCUACCACACCGUCACCGACGACGAGCUGCAGGCCCUGAGCGUGCUGCCCCGGCUGACGCACCUGGACCUGAGGGGAUGCGGCCGGAUCACCGAUUCCGGGCUGGGCUGCCUGACGGGCCUCAGGGAACUGGCCAAACUGGACCUGGGAGAGUGCGACCAGAUCACGGACGCGGGCCUGCGCCACGUAGGGGUUCUCCCCCUCCUCUCCGACCUGACGGUGUCCUACCUGGGGCGGUUGACAGACGGCGGGAUGCGCUGGCUGGGGCGCCUGCAGUCCGUCACAUCCCUGGACCUGAGCUACUGCGACGGGAUCCGUGGGCACGGCUUCAGCCACCUGGCUGGCAUGACGCGCCUCAGGCGGCUGCACCUCAGCGGAUGCGGCCGCCUGGCCGACGAGGGCAUCCGCCUGCUGCGGGGCUUCGGCUCCCUGGCGUCGAUCGACCUGCUGGACUGCGUGCGGAUCACCGACGCGGGCGUGGAGGCCCUGGGCGGGAUUCGAUCCCUCACCCACCUGGAUCUGUGCGGCUGCGCCGGCAUGACGGACCGCGGCCUUUCUCACCUGUCCUCGCUGGUGGGCCUCCUGCACCUCAACCUCGGCCACUGCGGCCAGAUCACGGACAGGGGCCUGGCCAGGCUCAAGGGCCUCACCAAUCUCCGGCUGCUGAAUCUCAGCCGGUGCCGGAACGUGACCGACGAGACGCUGGGCCAGCUGGGCGCGGGCUGGUCGCUGCCGGGGCUGACCAGCCUCAACGUGUCGUGGUGCACGCGGAUCACGAGCCUGAGGUGCCUGGACGCCCUGACCAAUCUCACGCGCGUCAACUGCUGCGGGUGCACGGGAUUGGUGCAGGAGGGCUUGGCGUGCAGGCGCGUGCUGGCGCUGCUGACCUGA
Molecule: messenger RNA, 1356 nt
Organism: Ostreobium quekettii
Lineage: Eukaryota; Viridiplantae; Chlorophyta; Ulvophyceae; Bryopsidales; Ostreobiaceae
Source: the annotation of a GenBank genome assembly